CGAAUUGACAUCGCCAUUGUUGUUGAUCUCCAGUAACGACACACACAAUGGCUAUGAAAGGUGUCGAAAUGGAGACUGCGGUCUCGCUCGCUGUCGCCGACAUCACCGCGGAAGGCGUUCCCAACUUCGGCCGCGAGAUGCGCAAGUACUUUCAGUUCGACGAUGACUGGAUCAACCUCAACAAUGGCUCCUUCGGCAGCUGUCCCGAACCGGUGACCCGCGUCUACCAGCACUUCCAGCACCUCUCCGAGCGUCGCCCAGACACCUUCAUCCGCACAAACCUCCCGCGUCUCCUCGCCGAAUCCCGCAGCGCCCUCGCCAAGCUCGUCAACGCACCGCCCGCAACCGUCGUCUUCGUCCCCAAUGCCACCACCGCCGUCAACAUUGUCCUCCGCGGCCUCGAGUGGGCCCCCGGCGACAAGAUCCUCUACUUCGACUUCAUCUACGGCGCAUGCGGCAACACAGUCCUGUACGUCGCGGAGUCGACCGCCGCCUCAGCCCUCCGCGUCGAAGUGCAACUCCCGAUCACGGACGACGCGCUCCUUUCCGUGUUCGAGGCGACGAUCACCGCCGCCGCCGGCACCGUGAAGCUCGCCGUCUUCGACGCCAUCGUCUCCCUCCCCGGCGUGCGCCUCCCCUUCGAGCGCCUCGUCGCCGCCUGUAAGAAGCACCACAUCCUGUCGCUCGUCGAUGCCGCCCACAGCGUCGGCCAGAUGCCGCUCGACAUGCAGGCGCUCGACGCAGACUUCUUCACCAGCAACUGCCACAAGUGGCUGUAUGCGCCGCGCGGCUGCGCGUUCCUGUACGUGCCCGAGCGGAACCAGAGCUUGAUCCGCAGCACGCUGCCGACUAGUUGGGGAUUUGUGCCGAAGACCGGGGGAGCAGUGAUCUCGCCGCUCCCGCAGAUCGAGGGCGACGUGGGUUGGGCGAAGAUGUUUACGUUUGUGGGAACGGUUGACUCCAGUGGCUAUCUGUCCGUUCCGGCGGCUAUCGCUGUGCGCGAGAGACUGGGUGGUGAGCAGAAGAUCAUGCAGUACACCUGGGACAUUGCGAGAAAGGGCGCGGAGAUCUUCCGUCAGCGGCUGGGAACCGACAUCAUGCCUAGCUAUGGGGCGGGGGAGGUGGCGAUGUUUAACAUCCGCUUGCCGUUGGAACUCCAUGAGGUCGAGGAGAGCUUGAGAGGUGAGGUGGUCACCUUCUUGACGGAUAGUUUGGAUGCCCAUGGGACCUAUGUGGCGGUUUAUCUGUACAAGGGCGUGUUCUGGACGCGCGUCUCGGGGCAGGUGUAUCUGGACGAAGAGGAUUUCGUGAAAGGCGCAGAGAUUAUGGCGGGGCUGGUGGAUAUGGUCAAGACCGGUGAGUGGAGGAGCCUGGAGGGAAAGAUAAAGGGGUUGGCUGUUUAAGAUUCAAUGCGGGGAGGAAACAUACUGGGCAAUGACAAUGUAUUUCACGGAAUCAACGCCUUGAAUCUUGAUCGCUGUGGCCAAUAGCAAUGACAUAAAAUUCCCG
This is a messenger RNA of Tricharina praecox, 1509 nucleotides long. Its product is annotated as pyridoxal phosphate-dependent transferase. The coding region runs from base 48 to 1403 and encodes 451 amino acids. The record is from RefSeq and is a predicted model, not a curated record. NCBI's taxonomy places the organism in Eukaryota, Fungi, Ascomycota, Pezizomycetes, Pezizales, Pyronemataceae. The transcript is spliced from 2 exons.